CACCUCUCCCCAUCUUCAACAUGGUAAAUAAUUCUCUAAUGUCUUUCAAUGCAAUUUGCCAUGUUACGCGGUUUUCUUUUCAUGCUUACUACUUAAUUAUCUCAUGCUAACAUGGCCACCAUCCCUUCCCCAGAAACGCCAAACUAUGAACAUCUGCAUGACACUCGUCUUGGGUCUCUGCUUGACUCUGUCCAUGUUUCCAACCAACUGCGCGGCAACAGUUGAAAGUUGCCUGGAGAAUUCAGGCAGCUUUGAGGAUUUCAAGCGAAUGAUAAUGCUGAGAAAAAAAAAACUCCAGGGUUGCAUGGAGAUGUGCGCUUCACGCUGUUGCGCGGAUCAGGGAUGUCUCGAUGAUUGAUGUUCCAUGCAGUUAGACACCCCUUAAUUAAAGAUAAAGUUCACACAAGUAGAGCUACAAGCAGAUUGCCGAGCCAUUUUUUUUGGCCAAAACUCGCUCACUUUACAUAAAAAUGCCCCUUAAAAUCUGCUCACCCUUGCUUGCACUUCUACACACAAGUGAACAAAGCUCUUUUUUUUUUU
This is a messenger RNA of Gamsiella multidivaricata, 540 nucleotides long. RefSeq lists its product as uncharacterized. The coding region runs from base 104 to 358 and encodes 84 amino acids. Lineage: Eukaryota; Fungi; Mortierellomycota; Mortierellomycetes; Mortierellales; Mortierellaceae. The transcript has a single exon. The record is from RefSeq and is a predicted model, not a curated record.